AUGGACAGCAGUAAACAGUCGAAUACUCAAGACGAUGUCAAGAGAUUUUUAGAGGAUCUGGACAGUAUUACUGGCCCUCCAAAACCCAACUCAUCCUCUACUGCAUUGAAUACAGUCAAACCACCAGUGUCUACCUCAAAGGAUAUUCUAAGUUUCUUGGAUGAAAUAGAUGCUCCGCCAAUACAAGUCACCUCUGCUCCUGAAAUAAAUACCUUUACAAAGCCUGCAGCUGUGGAUCUGGCUCCUAUUGUUACUACAGCAGCAAAGCCAUCCUUGCCACAAGUGUCCAAGCCAAUCGCAAGACCGCCUCCAAAAACAACUGCACUGCUUAAUACUGCCAGUAUUCCUGUUGGAACUUUAUCUACUGGUGCACCAGCUGAUAUUCCUACUCUCCCCUCUGAUAUUCCUUCUGGUUCAUCAGCUCAAUCUAAACCACAGGAGCAACCACUUCCGUCUACAGACCAAUCUCUGCAACAGCAACUGCCAAACAACUGGUCAUGGGGAACAAUUUGGUCAUCCGCCGCAUCUGCUACUGUAAAAGGUUUAGAAAGCAUGCAGACUAUAGCCGAACAUACUGCUCAGACCAUAUCUUCUAAUGAUAAAGUACGCGGCAUUUAUGCAGGCAUGGCACCUGAGAUUAACCGUCUUGGUGCAGAUUUAUCAAGCUUUGCAAAGAUAUCGGCAACCACUAUCGCUGAUACAAUUGCUCCUCCUAUCCAUCGUUUUGGUUCACAUGGAGCUUCGUUUGCCCCAACUAUCAACGUCUGGUUUUGUGCUGAUAUUUCUGAUGUACAGGUCCUGGAACAAUUGCAUAAUUUUGUACAGUCCACGCUGGAUGAAAUGUGGAUCAAGCCAUUUAUGCCUGCGGAUUCCAAAACAGGUGUACCUCUUUCUGCCGAUAUAAACCCACGCAUUGUUCAAGUAUGUGAUCGUGUUGCUGUAAAUAGCAUCCAUAAUCCAGAGCCAGUGAUGGCCAAAAAUGUCAACGAAGCCAUUGUCCAUUCAGAGACCAUGAUUUCAAGAUUGCAGACUUUGUCUCAAGCUAAAAAAGAUGAAGCUGUUGAAAACAGGGGCCAGAAUGCCAUGGCAGGAAAGGCUGACCAGUCUGCUCCAGAUCGAGAAUGUUUUUUGGUAAUUCAGCCUUACUCGACUAUUUUACCUUCAUCCCAGCUAUUUGAUGCCACCAAACAUAUCCAGUAUUUUACCACAAUGGUAUGUGACGCAGGUGAUUUGGGAAUGAUUGCGCCAUUAACUAUUUCUCAAUCAGUCGCUAUUCGGAAUCCAUCUACACAAUCUGAAGCACAUUGGGCUGCAUGGGAACAGACACUGCAUCGCCGCGUCAUUGAGACAGUGAUUGCGGAUUUGUGUGAGGAGUUUGUGGUUGCCGUUAGGUUUUAAUAAAACUGUUUGAAUGGAUGGUGAUGGCAUUGAAUGACUGGUGGAUUCUAUAGCUAUUUCAAAGAAUUCAAGUAUAGACUUCAAUGGCUUGCAAAGUGAAGUUCAAGACUUUCAAGUGUUGUAGAAAA
Messenger RNA from Batrachochytrium dendrobatidis JAM81, 1526 nucleotides. RefSeq lists its product as uncharacterized. The record is from RefSeq and is a predicted model, not a curated record. The transcript is spliced from 2 exons. Bases 1 to 1398 code for a protein of 465 amino acids. Lineage: Eukaryota; Fungi; Chytridiomycota; Chytridiomycetes; Rhizophydiales.